Molecule: messenger RNA, 195 nt
Organism: Trichoplax adhaerens
Lineage: Eukaryota; Metazoa; Placozoa; Uniplacotomia; Trichoplacea; Trichoplacidae
Exons: 1
Molecular function (GO): metallopeptidase activity
Source: RefSeq, a predicted model, not a curated record
AUGUCGUCUCAAAUUAACGGUCCUCCAGCCUUGUCAUUUUCACCUUGCAGCGUUAAAGAUUUAAAGAAGGCCUUCCAAGAAGGAGUUGGUCAAUGCCUUACUAAUAAGCCAUCAAUCCCUAAACCUAAACCGGUUUGCGGCAACGGAAUCGUCGAAAAAGAUGAACAAUGCGAAUGUGCAUCAAAAAUGAAAUGU